Molecule: messenger RNA, 874 nt
Organism: Ipomoea nil (Japanese morning glory)
Lineage: Eukaryota; Viridiplantae; Streptophyta; Magnoliopsida; Solanales; Convolvulaceae
Product: guanine deaminase-like
Exons: 5
Coding region: 105-665 (186 amino acids)
Biological process (GO): purine nucleoside catabolic process
Molecular function (GO): zinc ion binding; guanosine deaminase activity
Source: RefSeq, a predicted model, not a curated record
UCCACAAGGUCUAUCUAGUCGUUUCUCCUUCAUUGUUCAUUAUUUCGUUAUAUACACAAUACACCCUUCUUCUCUCUUUCAAAUCUGAGAACAUCAAUUCGUCAAUGGAAGAAUCCAAUGUUGUUGAAGCCAAGGAUGGAACUAUCUCAGUUGCCACCGCAUUUGCAGGCCACCAGGAAGCUGUUCAGGAUAGAGAUCACAAAUUUUUGACAAGAGCAGUUGAAGAAGCUUAUAAAGCCGUAGAAUGUGGUCACGGAGGCCCAUUUGGCGCUGUUGUUGUUUGCAACGAUGAAGUUGUUGUUAGCUGCCACAACAUGGUACUCAACAACACUGACCCUACUGCUCAUGCAGAGGUGACAGCAAUAAGAGAGGCAUGUAAAAAGCUCAACCGCAUUGAACUGUCAAACUGCGAAAUAUAUGCCUCUUGUGAGCCAUGCCCGAUGUGCUUUGGUGCCAUCCAUCUUUCGCGAAUUAAGAGGCUCGUAUAUGGAGCCAAAGCGGAAGCUGCCAUUGCCAUUGGAUUCGAUGAUUUUAUCGCAGAUGCUCUAAGAGGUACUGGUUUCUAUCAGAAGGCUAACUUGGAGAUAAAGAGGGCUGAUGGUAAUGAGGCCAUUAUUGCAGAGCAAGUGUUUGAGAAUACAAAAGCUAAGUUUUCCAUUUAUUGAGCAGAAAUAGUCACUGCCAAAAAUGUGAAAUUCAAUCCUGAUCCUGACUUCACAAAGUUUACAUUUUCACAAUAAUGUUCAUUCACUUAUAAUAUACAUUUCUUUCAAGUACAAUACUAUUGUGUUUUCUUUGAUUAACUAAUAAAUAUUGUAUAAACUCUCACUUCUUACUCGUGAGUCGUGAUUGAUGUGACAUGUUUUGAUUGGAU